AUUUCAGACGAUCCUCAACGUUCGGAAAAAAAAGAGAGGAAAGUUAGAUAACACAAUCUUUCGUGUCCGUCCAAUCUACACCGCGAAUCCCCCGAUCGGACGGUCGCGGAUGCAGCGGCAGCUCGCAGAUUCCCCUUCCUCGCUCUGUUCCCCAGGCUCCCGAGGCCGCGAAGAACCCUAAACCCAUGGCGCUCUCCGCCGCUCGCCGCCUCUCCUCCUCAUCCACUGCAGCCGCCGCGCCGAAGCUUUCCUCAAUCUUCCGCAACCCGAAGCGUCGAUCACCGCCAACAAAUCUCUCCUCACUUUUCGGCGAUCGGAAACAUCCAUCUCCGCCACCGGCCUCCGGCGACGAGCCGCUGUGGCGGAGGCCCAGGCCCAGGCCCAAGAUGAGGGAGCCGUGGGAGGAGGAGGCGGGGGCGCUGCUCCGGCGGCUCCACCAGGGUCUGUACCUGCCGGGGCCCGACCUCUCGUCGGCGCCGCAUGCCGUCUCCCCCGACGUCGUCAAGGCCGCCGCCGAGCGGUUCGGGCACGACAACCAGGUGGUCGCCAAAUGGCUGUCAGGGAGCGACUUGAAGAAGCUUGCCUUGUUUGGGUGCCCAACUGUUGAACGAAGAACGGUUUUUGCAUCAAAAAGAUUACGAGCUUUCUUCAACAUCCAGGAAGACAAAAUCUGCAGCUCUUGUAAACUGAGAAGUUCGUGCAAGUUUGUUAACCAGGAAGUCACUAGGCAUAAUAAAGUGAUUCUGUCUGAUACAAUGAGAAUUAUUAGUUUGUUUGUACUGGAUGCUUUCCCAAAGGAACUCCAGGUUACAGCUGAAUUAAAAGCUAGCAUUUGCAAGCUGCUAAAGGACACCAUAAAUCUUAGCAGUUGAUUUCUGAGCAUCCCGAACAGAGCUUCGGCAGCUUUUUCUGGCCCUUCUAAUACAGUGAUGUCUGUAGUUAUUUGGAGCAGAUAGUUGAGUCUAUGCUUCAGUCACAAUCACUCAAGGUUAGAGUGCUGACCUCCGUGAUUUCUCUCAUUCUUUUUUCUUUUGUGCAAUUCUAUUAUGAUGACGUAUAGCUCCCUUCCCUAUUGCCCCCCAAAAAUAACCAAAAAGUUCCAGAGGCAUCUUCCAUUCAUUUCGAUUUUGGUCUUUCUGCACCAUAUUUAGAUCUUCCCUUUCUACGAUCCGGAAUUCCCAGCAAAUCCUUGACUCCUCGAAUACGAUGGGAUUUCACACCUGGCGAAUCUUUCACUCUACCUCCUCUGACUAAGACUAUAGAAUGUUCCUGCGAAUUAUGACCUAGAUCAUGUAUUAAAUCUCAGUGGCAUUUGACUAUAGCUCAUAAUUUUAUUGAUGCACUGUUGAUGUAUCCUGCCUUAACUUGGUUGAACUUUCUUUAAUUUCGUUGUUUAAUCAAACAAAUAAGAUACACAACAGUGGGUUUAACUUCUGUCUUUACUUACUUCAUGUCAUAAAUUUUUUUCUCUGUUUUGCUAGCUGUUUAAGCAGUGAGAUCUCACAUCUGUCAAUCGUGCUAUGUAUGGGGUUCUCCGGAGUGAAGGGGAAGCUAACAUCCAGCAAUCUGGGAUAAGCACGGGGCCUAUGUUUGCUUGAUAUGUCAGACAAUCUUUGCUAUAUCUGCUCUGAAGCGCCUAAUGAUGUAUAGGAACUCUGGUUGUUGACAGUGAUGGGCCGAUGGCACUACUGAAUGGAACAAUUUGAUGACAUAAUAGUUCAUUCCCCUUAGAUCCUGAUGUGCACGUUUGUCAAGUUCCUUGUCUGUAAAGCAUCACAUGUUUGACAAUUCCUUGUCGAGAUGAUAAUCCUUGUUUAAGGUUACUUUCCAUGGGAAGGCAUUGUGCCAAUUGCAGUGUUCCAAUAACCUUGCAUAUAAUAGAAAAACAAGGAUAUUGUAUCAUACUUGCCAUGACUUGUUCAUCAUUUGCUUGGCUAGUUGGUGCUGUGCAACACAAA
Molecule: messenger RNA, 1958 nt
Organism: Panicum hallii
Lineage: Eukaryota; Viridiplantae; Streptophyta; Magnoliopsida; Poales; Poaceae
Exons: 3
Coding region: 186-872 (228 amino acids)
Cellular component (GO): cytoplasm
Molecular function (GO): mRNA binding
Source: RefSeq, a predicted model, not a curated record